Dermochelys coriacea (leatherback sea turtle) is the source of this 4623-nucleotide messenger RNA. RefSeq names its product bromodomain and PHD finger containing 1 (gene BRPF1). The coding region runs from base 144 to 3860 and encodes 1238 amino acids. Gene Ontology annotation, biological process: regulation of transcription by RNA polymerase II. Gene Ontology annotation, cellular component: MOZ/MORF histone acetyltransferase complex. The record is from RefSeq and is a predicted model, not a curated record. Lineage: Eukaryota; Metazoa; Chordata; Testudines; Dermochelyidae. Gene Ontology annotation, molecular function: protein binding. The transcript is spliced from 13 exons.
GCGGGGCCGCCCCGCGCCAGGAGCCGCCGGAGCCUCCAUUGUUCCGGGCCCGGCCCGGCCCCGCCGCCAUGGCCCCGCCGCCCCCGCCCGCCGCGACCGGGCUCCGCCGCUGAGCGCGGCCUCCGGGCGGCCGAGGUGACGCCAUGGGGGUGGACUUUGACGUGAAGACAUUCUGCCACAAUCUGCGGGCCACCAAGCCUCCCUACGAGUGCCCCGUGGGCACCUGCCGCAAGAUCUACAAGAGCUACAGCGGCAUCGAGUACCAUCUUUACCACUAUGACCAUGACAACCCCCCUCUACCCCAGCAUACUCCCAUCCGCAAACACAAGAAGAAGGGGCGCCAGGCCCGCGCCGCCAACAAGCAGUCCCCCAGCCCUUCGGAGACCUCGCAGUCACCAGGCCGUGAAGUGAUGACCUACGCCCAGGCCCAGCGCAUGGUGGAAGUGGACUUGCACGGGCGCGUGCACCGCAUCAGCAUCUUUGACAACCUGGAUGUAGUAUCAGAGGAUGAGGAGGCUCCUGAGGAGGUGCCAGAGAAUGGGAGCAACAAGGAGAACACCGAGACCCCAGCCACCACCCCUAAAGCUGGCAAGCACAAGAACAAGGAGAAGCGCAAGGAUUCCAACCACCACCAUCACCACAGCGCCUCAGCAGGCACCACCCCCAAGCUCCCAGAGGUGGUGUACCGGGAGCUGGAGCAGGACACCCCAGAUGCGCCACCUCGCCCCACUUCUUACUACAGGUACAUUGAAAAGUCAGCAGAGGAGCUGGAUGAGGAGGUGGAGUAUGACAUGGACGAGGAAGAUUAUAUCUGGCUGGAUAUCAUGAAUGACCGACGGAAGACAGAGGGUGUGAGUCCCAUUCCCCAGGAGAUCUUUGAGUACUUAAUGGACCGGCUGGAGAAGGAGUCCUACUUUGAGAGUCACAAUAAGGGGGACCCUAAUGCCCUGGUUGAUGAGGACGCAGUCUGCUGCAUCUGCAACGAUGGAGAGUGUCAGAACAGCAAUGUCAUCCUCUUCUGUGACAUGUGCAACCUGGCUGUCCAUCAGGAGUGCUAUGGGGUGCCCUACAUCCCCGAGGGCCAGUGGCUCUGCAGAAGGUGUCUCCAGUCCCCCUCCAGGGCAGUGGACUGUGCUCUGUGCCCAAACAAAGGUGGUGCUUUCAAGCAGACAGACGAUGGGCGCUGGGCACAUGUGGUCUGUGCCCUCUGGAUCCCAGAGGUUUGCUUUGCCAACACUGUGUUCCUGGAGCCCAUAGACAGCAUUGAACACAUCCCACCUGCCCGGUGGAAGCUGACCUGCUACAUCUGCAAGCAGCGUGGCUCUGGGGCUUGCAUCCAGUGCCAUAAGGCCAACUGCUACACUGCCUUCCAUGUCACCUGUGCCCAGCAGGCUGGACUCUACAUGAAAAUGGAGCCCGUUCGGGAGACGGGAGCAAACGGCACCUCCUUCAGUGUGCGCAAAACUGCCUACUGUGACAUCCACACACCACCCGGCUCUGUGCGCAGGCUCCCCGCUCUCUCCCACAGCGAAGGGGAGGAGGAGGACGAGGAGGAGGAGGAGGAGGGCAAAGGCUGGAGCUCAGAGAAGGUGAAAAAGGCAAAGGCCAAAUCCAGAAUCAAAAUGAAGAAGGCAAGGAAGAUCUUGGCAGAAAAGCGAGCAGCAGCACCUGUGGUGUCAGUGCCCUGCAUCCCACCUCACAGGCUCAGUAAGAUCACCAACCGUUUAACCAUCCCGAGGAAGAGCCAGUUCAUGCAGAGACUUCACAGCUACUGGACGCUGAAGAGACAGUCCCGCAACGGGGUGCCUCUGCUCCGCCGGCUGCAGACACACUUGCAGUCACAACGGAACUGUGACCAGAGGGAGACAGAGGAUAAGAAUUGGGCCCUGAAGGAGCAGCUGAAAUCAUGGCAGCGCCUCCGCCAUGACCUGGAGCGCGCGCGCCUGCUGGUGGAGCUGAUACGCAAACGGGAGAAGCUCAAGAGAGAGACGAUUAAAAUCCAGCAGGUGGCGCUGGAGAUGCAGCUGACCCCCUUCCUCAUCCUCCUCCGCAGGACUCUGGAGCAGCUCCAGGAGAAGGAUACGGGCAACAUCUUCUGCGAGCCGGUCCCUCUGUCUGAGGUCCCAGACUAUCUAGAUCACAUCAAGAAGCCAAUGGAUUUCUAUACCAUGAAGCAGAACCUAGAGGCCUAUCGCUACCUGAACUUUGAUGACUUUGAGGAAGAUUUCAACCUGAUUGUCAGCAACUGCUUGAAAUACAAUGCCAAGGACACAAUAUUUUACCGUGCGGCCGUCCGGCUGCGAGAGCAGGGGGGAGCUGUACUGCGCCAGGCUCGCCGGCAAGCGGAGAAGAUGGGCAUUGAUUUUGAGACAGGCAUGCACUUUCCACACUGCAUCCCUGUGGAUGAAGCGCUGCACCGAGACGCAGAGGAGGAGGAGAUGCGGCUGUUGCUGUCAGAGAACCAGAAGCACCUGCCCUUGGAGGAGCAGCUUAAGAUCUUGCUGGAGCACUUGGAUGAGGUCAAUGCUGGGAAGCAGAGCGUCGGGCGCUCCCGCCGUGCCAAGAUGAUCAAGAAGGAGAUCACAAUCCUGCGCCGGAAGUUGGCUCACCCACGGGAUGUGCUGGACAGACACGGCCCCUCCGCCAGGGGGAUUCUGCAGGCCCACCACCCCUGCGAGAAGGACAUGCAGACCGACAGCGCUGCAGAGGAGAGCAGCAGCCAGGAAACUGGCAAAGGUCUGGGCCCCAACUCUUCCUCCACCCCAGCGCAUGAGGUCGGCAGGAGGACUUCUGUGCUCUUCUCCAAAAAGAACCCCAAAACCGCAGGGCCCCCAAAACGCCCCGGACGCCCACCCAAGAACCGGGACAGCCAGCUAGCUGCAGGGCAUGGGAGUAGCCCAAUAGGUCCCCCACAGCUUCCAGUAAUGGAGGGGUCGCAGCGACAGCGGAAAAGAGGGAGGAGCCCACGGCCAAGUUCCAGCUCAGAGAGUGACAGCGAUAAAUCCACCGAAGACCCUCCCAUUGACCUGUCAGCCAAUGGCUUCAGUGGCGGGAGCCAGCCAGUUAAAAAGAGCUUCCUGGUUUACCGGAACGACUGCAGCCUUCCGCGAAGCAGCUCUGACUCGGAGUCCAGCAGUAGCAGCAGCAGCAGUGCUGCCUCGGAUCGUACCAGCACGACGCCCUCGAAGCAGGGCAGAGGGAAGCCCUCCUUCUCCCGUGCGAACUUCCCGGAGGACAGCAGUGAGGAUACCUCUGGAACGGAAAACGAGUCCUACUCUGUUGGUGCUGGGCGAGGGGUGGGUCACAGCAGUGAGUAUCUUGGGCCUCGGCCAGCAGCCUCCAGCUCCUGUCGCUGUCUGGAACCGUCGGUGCUAAUUCUCCCCCCGCUUUUCUUUGGCGCAGUGGUGCGGAAGAGCAUUGGGCGUGGAGCCGGGUGGUUGUCGGAAGACGAAGACUCCUCUCUGGAUGCCUUGGACCUGGUGUGGGCUAAGUGCCGGGGGUACCCGUCGUACCCAGCACUGAUCAUUGAUCCGAAGAUGCCACGGGAGGGUAUGUUCCAUCAUGGUGUCCCCAUCCCAGUGCCUCCCUUGGAGGUGCUGAAGCUGGGAGAGCAGAUGACUCAGGAAGCACGAGAGCAUCUCUACCUCGUCCUCUUUUUUGACAACAAGCGCACCUGGCAGUGGCUGCCCCGGACCAAGCUUGUGCCACUGGGUGUGAACCAGGACCUGGAUAAGGAGAAGAUGCUGGAGGGCCGCAAGUCAAACAUCCGCAAGUCUGUGCAGAUCGCCUACCACCGUGCCAUGCAGCAUCGCAACAAGGUGCAAGGCGAACAGAGCAGUGACUCCAGCGAGAGCGACUGACACCAGCUGCUGCCUCGUUGAUCCACUGGCUCUGCUCAUGGCUUCUCAGUCUCAGGGCAAACAGGGCUCUCAGUCCUGGGCACUUAGUGCAGCUGGUCUGUACAGGAGCAGGGGCUUGCCCUAGUCACUGGGACAGAGAGCGUGCUCCUGAAAGCAGCUGUGUCUGAGCACCUGGUGUUUGCAGCACAGGAGUGAGUGUGUUAGAGCAGAAGCAGGCAGAGCUGUAGCCUGCUGCAGAAGGCAGUGCCUAGCAGUACCCUCUGUACCCUCCCUCUUUUCCACCUGGCGCUGCUCGAGCCUCCCCUCCUACUCAGCUGCCCUGCCUGUCCCUGCUUUGUCUCGAAUUUCACAUUCCCGGGGCAUGGCCAUUGCCCAGCGAGGCCCGGGUCCCUGGGGCUGGUGCCUCGCUCACUGAGCACAUCUCCAGCGGGUGCAGUUCCCAUGUCCGUAGGGGCACUGUAAAUACUGUACAGGAUGGAGAAUUUAAAUUAUUCUCAGUUGUAGCCCGUUUCAGUGUCUUGGGGGAAGCAUUUUGGUACUAAACAGCGCUUCCUAUCAGGGCCCUUCCAGGCCGCGUAGCCCAGGACGUCUCUUUGUAAUCUUCUUACUCGCACACUUUGAUACGGGAGCUCUUGGGAUCGGCUGCGCCCGGCCCGCCCCCGCUGGACUCGCGUCUCCUCCCCGCCACGCUCGGGCGCUCGUUUGUAUUUAUUUGGAAGGAAGAAAAUCUAUGGGUUCUUAGAAAAUAAACCGUCUAUGGGGA